AUGGAUGCGCAGUCAUCUCAAAUUAAAGAUUACCUAAUUCGAUUCCCAGAACUCAUCAUGUAUGUGGUAAAGGCUGGAUACACUGAGGCAUCUGCUAAAGCUGCAGUGAUGUUCUGCAAGUAUUCUGAUGAUGGGUUGAAAAAUGAAGAUGUAGAUGAAGAUGAAGUAAUGGACUGUGUUUAUGAGAACAGCAGUGACGACGAGUGGGUCGAUGAAUGGAGUGCGAAAUAUGAUGAGGAACGGGAAAAUGUUCUUCAGAAUCAGCUGAAAUUCACUGGUGGUCAUGCACCACAACAGAUGAAACCUGCUUUUACCAUGUCAGCAGAUGAGAUGACAAAGACGUUUGAAAACCUGAAUUCCUGUCAAGAGAAGAUUAUGCUACUGUGGGACACCUACUGUGGGAAAUUAUCAGGACUUGUGUCAGACAAAUACAUAGGGCUGGAUCUUCUAGGAGAGACACUGAAGCAGAUGGCAGAGAGGGUCGACCCUAUUUCUACAGAACUGGAAGAUAGUCUGUUGGAAAUGUUUACAACUGUCCGAUGCUUUUCCCCUGAAGACACUCUAACACACUUAAGUGAGACCAUCAACAACAGUGAUAAAGCGUCUGAAUUUCAGUUAAUGGAUGACUCAGAGUUCAGGAGUGAGGGAUCUCAGAGGACCUACCAAUACCUCAAACAUUUUCAAGGAAAGAGCCUUGAAAUGUUUAAAUUUGACCGACGGGAAUGCCCUGAUAGUCCACAGGAAUGGUUGAAAUGCAUUUUACAUUACUGUAAAAUCAGGAACCCAUCAUGGGCAGAAUUGUGCCACUUCACACAUUUUCUUAAUGUGCAGCUGAAGAAGUGUGAAGAAUCUGUGUUCUGCAGUGACAUGCUGCGCAAUGACUUAACUGGCUUCAGAGACUUUGUUGUGAAAUUUAUGAUCACAAUGUCCACAGAUUUUACCAUGCCCUCACUGGCAACCUCUGAUGAAAGUGGUGGGUCAACAAGAAAUGAAGAUAAAAAUGAAGGUGCAGAUGAUGUUUUGAAUGAGUUUCAGAUUAGAAAACACUGGGAACAAGAGGCGCAUCCAUAUAUCAUGUUCAAUUCUGAUGGAGUGUCCAUGACUUUCUUGGGGUUCCACAUUCAAAAUUAUAAUGCAGUUGACGUCAGAACUGGUAAGGUCAUUGAGGAGAAUGUUAUAUCCAAAUUGCUCUUUGACCAGUUGAGGGUCCAAAGAGUGCCAAUGAAUGUUGACUUUAAAACACUUCAUCGUACAGAACAGCUUGAGAUUUUGUGCAGAGUGCUGGGAGUGCAAGAGAAAGACCCAGAUAGCACAUACCAGCUGACACUGGACAAUGCUCUGAAAAUCCUUGCCAUUCACAUGCGAUUUCAGUGUAACAUACCAGUGGUGAUCAUGGGUGAAACUGGAUGUGGGAAGACACGACUGGUUAAGUUUAUGUGCGACCUACUAAGGAAAGAUGAUGACAAAACAAAUUUGUUGAUGGUUAGAGUUCAUGGGGGCACAACAUCUGACAUGAUCUACAAGAAAGUUGAGCAGGCAAUUGAAGUUUCCAAAAGGAACAGAGAUCUUGGCAUGUAUACUGUUCUCUUCUUUGAUGAAGCAAACACAACAGAGGCUCUAUAUGCAAUCAAAGAGGUGAUGUGUGACAGGGCCAUCAAAGGAGAACAAAUUGAUGCACCUGACCUGAAAUUCGUUGCUGCCUGUAAUCCCUACAGAAAGCACACACAAAGUGCAAUAGAACAGCUAGAGAAAGCAGGAUUAGGGUAUAGGGUCCGUGCUGAAGACACAUCAGAAAAGCUUGGACAGAUUCCAAUGCGGCAGCUUGUCUACAGAGUACAGCCAUUACCUGCAAGCCUCUCCCCACUAGUGUGGGACUUUGGAAAGCUAAAUGAACAUACCCAAGAGCUUUACAUCACAAAGAUGGUUGAAACGUUCUUCACAACUGAAAAUCUGGAGGAACGACAUAAAUCAGUGUUCACAAAUGUGAUCAAUAUAUCUCAGACGCACAUGACUGAGAGUAAUGAGUGCAGAAUGGUAAGCCUCAGAGAUAUUGAGAGAUGCAUGAAGACAGUGAUGUGGUUUUAUCAGCAAAAAGAUAAAUUGUUCCCUCUUAUUGAUCAGAAAAAGAAAAGGCCUGAUGGCACAGAUCAGAGAAGAAUUGAUGAUAUAAUUCGAUCACUGAUCCUUGCAGUUGGAGUUUGCUACAGUGCUUCCCUUGAAGACCGCAAUAAUUUCCUAGAACUGACUGCUAGAGCCCUUUCCCUAAAUGCCCAGGAAAUGCUUGAAGAAAUAGAACUUUGUCAAGAGGUCUUUGUUGACAAUAUGGACAUCCCAGCUGCUACAGCAAAGAAUGAUGCUCUAAAGGAGAAUGUGUUCAUGAUGAUUGUCUGCAUGAAUUUACGACUGCCUCUCUUCCUUGUGGGAAAACCUGGAAGUUCUAAAUCACUGUCCAAGACUGUGGCUGCAGAUGCUUUACAAGGGAAGUCUUCACGUAGUGAACUUUUCAAGAGUUACAAACAAGCACAACUCUUAUCAUUUCAAUGUAGUGCUCAUUCAACAUCUGAUGGAAUCAUUUCCACUUUCAGGCAAUGUGCCCAGCUUCAAAAGAAAAAGAAUCUGGAUGAAUAUGUCUCAGUGGUGGUACUGGAUGAAAUAGGGCUAGCAGAAGAUUCACCCAAGAUGCCCCUGAAAACAUUGCAUCCUCUUCUUGAGUGUGGAUCUAUUGAUGAUGAAGAGCCUGAGGAUUAUAAGAAAGUUGGAUUUAUCGGAAUGUCCAACUGGUCCCUAGAUCCAGCUAAAAUGAACCGUGGCAUCCUUCUGUUCCGUGCUUCUCCAAGAGAAGGAGAACUUGAAAAAACAGCUAGAGAAAUCUAUUCUGCAGCUAGACCACUCAGUAAAGAAAUUGAGGAAAGCCUGCCUACUCUCACCAAGGCAUACUCAGAAAUCCUUAAAAAACAGGUCAAUGAGUUUUAUGGCCUCAGAGAUUAUUACAAUUUAAUCAAAGUGAUUGUUACCUAUGCACAAUCUUCUGAACCCUCCACUGCUGACCUGGCAAGAGCUGUCCAACGAAACUUUGGAAUCUUGGAUUCAGUCAACAGCCUUGACAUCUUCUCUGAGGAGUUUAAUGUUGAGGUCAAACCAGCCAAAACAAUUGACCUGGUGAGGGAAAAUUUGCAAACAAAGAAGAAAGCUGGUCUUGAAUCAAGAUAUCUUUUACUUAUGUCAAGCAAUAAUGCUGCACUUUCCAUACUGCUGAGCCUGGGAAUCAUCAGUGAUGAUGACACAGAGAUCAUCUUUGGCUCAGGAUUCCCACUCGACCAAGAGUAUUCUCAGGUCUGCCGUACAGUGAACAAAGUAAAGACUUGCAUGGAGACAGGAAGGUCAGUCGUGUUGCUAAACAUACAGAAUCUCUAUGAGAGCCUCUACGAUGCCUUGAAUCAGUGCUACGUCAAAUUAGGAGGGAGUUAUUAUGUGGAUUUGGGGCUUGGUGCCCAUCGUGUGAAAUGCAAAGUCAAAGAGGGCUUUCGACUUAUUGUCAUUGAGGAGAAAAAUGUUGUGAAAUGCUUUCAACCAAACUCAGAAGGCAGAGUUCUGGUGCUGAUUCAGUUCUACUUUGAGAACUCAAAGUUGAGUCAGCGGCUGCUGUCAUGUGCCAGCCAUGUCCUGUGGAUUCAUUUGGAGGAUGCUGUGGCCUCUGCUAUGGCCCCAGUCUUUGCAGUUGUGGAUGGAGACAAUAACUUGGAUCAUGUGACUGCUAAAAUGUCUAAACUGGAGCAAAUAGAAAAAUGCGAAGAACUGAUCAAGUUCCCCUGGCUCUACAACAUUAAAAGCACACACUCACUCUUUAACACGUAUGCAGAAGACUUGGUGAGGAUGUCUAUGCCUGAAUGUCCCUAUGAAGUCAAUCAGGCGUUCUCUGUGGCUUUGGUGGAAUUUGCCAAAAACCUCUACAAGGACUGGAUGCAAGCUGACCCAAAUGAUGUGUCCCUGCUUUGGCUGCAUGUGACAUAUGAGGGAAUGCGUGACAACCACCAGAUCUUUUGUAAACUAUUACAGCAAUGUGGGGACAUGAUCAACACCAGAGACGUGAGAGAGGCAACUGAGCCUGCGGCCAAUCGCAUGAUCCCUCUUUCCAUCACUCAUGAACAAGACCCCGAGAUACUUAAACUCCUCCACCUGGGACGCGUCCUUUCACCUUACCUGGAGUGGGCAUGCCAUCCUUUUCUGGGCUAA
Messenger RNA from Colossoma macropomum (tambaqui), 4233 nucleotides. RefSeq names its product E3 ubiquitin-protein ligase rnf213-alpha-like. Bases 1 to 4233 code for a protein of 1410 amino acids. Gene Ontology annotation, cellular component: cytosol; membrane; nucleolus. The transcript is spliced from 7 exons. Gene Ontology annotation, biological process: ubiquitin-dependent protein catabolic process; sprouting angiogenesis; negative regulation of non-canonical Wnt signaling pathway. NCBI's taxonomy places the organism in Eukaryota, Metazoa, Chordata, Actinopteri, Characiformes, Serrasalmidae. Gene Ontology annotation, molecular function: ATP hydrolysis activity; ATP binding; ubiquitin-protein transferase activity. The record is from RefSeq and is a predicted model, not a curated record.